Messenger RNA from Ruditapes philippinarum (Manila clam), 1237 nucleotides. RefSeq lists its product as uncharacterized. The transcript is spliced from 8 exons. The record is from RefSeq and is a predicted model, not a curated record. The coding region runs from base 228 to 1115 and encodes 295 amino acids. NCBI's taxonomy places the organism in Eukaryota, Metazoa, Mollusca, Bivalvia, Venerida, Veneridae.
CUGGUGAAUGCACGAAGUGUUUCCAAUGUCAGAAUGUAGUUUAUCCACGUGAGUGCAAAAACUUGAAGCUAUGUAGCUCCGAUGAGAUCUGUUUUGUACAACAAGUUGUAACAGCCGAUGGUUUUAUUUUGUAUAAUUCAGGAUGCAAACCAAAGUCGACUUGUCCAGUCGAUUCUGUGCCGCUGGUAGGAAGAUCAACAAGUGUUGUAGAACAACGCUCCACUAACAUGACAACGUGUGAGGAAUGUUGCUCAAGUGACUACUGUAACAGAAAUGGAUGUGGAUCAAACGAAAUACCUUUCUCCCAACGAGGACCGUAUUGCUUUACGUGUGACGUCCUAAAUCCCAAAACCGACUGCAAUGACGUUGACAUCUGUGCCGCUGACGAAAUGUGUGUGUUAUAUGCACCACCCGAAUUCAGUGGUCUUCCGGAAACAAUCUAUAGAGGUCGUUGUGAAACAAAAACGGGCUGUUAUACACUUAGCCAAACGUCAAACAAUGACAACUGUUUGACACUGUGUUGCGACACGGAUUUCUGCAAUGAUAGGUGUGAUACUCCUACAAAUACCACCAUUGCUACAACGCCAGCCACAACUAGCCAAACUUCUGCGCCAUCUACAAAAGGUAUUCAUACAGAAAGAAUAACACAUAUAACCACAUUAGCAACUUCAACUCACGGGCAUUGCAAUACCAGUGACGGCUUCGAGUAUGUACACAAUGCGCAUGCGCAAAUGUGUGUCUAUUUUGUACAAAAUCACAGUCACAAAACAUGGGAUGAUGCAAGACACAGAUGUCAAAUAAUAAACUCAGAACUUGUCGUCCUGGACACACACGCAAAAGCUGCUCUCAUCAGGAAAUACAUUAUAAAACAUACUCGACUCCACACUGAUAUGUAUUGCGUUGGUGCCAGAGACUUCAAUAAUCAUGACCAUUUCUCUUGGGUAAAUGGCAAUUCAGUACAUGUCAAUACAAAUGACUGGGAUAACCAUCAGCCGGACACUACUGGACAUGGACAUGACAAAGACUGUGUGUGCAUACAUCGGGGUGAUGACCAUUCGUACACGUGGCAUAACAAGGAAUGCAAUGACAAGGGAUUUUUUAUUUGUGAACGAUAAUAAAUAUUUAUCAUAACUUAAUUAAAUACUUCAUGUUGUCUUAGUUAACCAUUUGUUUACUUAAUAAUGGUUUUAAAAGUACAUUUACGAGAGUUGUUGUAAUAAGUCAGGGAUAACAACGU